Messenger RNA from Orycteropus afer afer, 741 nucleotides. RefSeq names its product sperm-tail PG-rich repeat containing 4 (gene STPG4). Gene Ontology annotation, biological process: epigenetic programing of male pronucleus. NCBI's taxonomy places the organism in Eukaryota, Metazoa, Chordata, Mammalia, Tubulidentata, Orycteropodidae. Gene Ontology annotation, cellular component: germinal vesicle; female pronucleus; male pronucleus. Gene Ontology annotation, molecular function: histone binding; chromatin binding. The record is from RefSeq and is a predicted model, not a curated record.
AUGCGUGUGCGCAGAGGCUUGAAGUGCGUGCGGCCCGUCCUCCCCUCCCGCCUGCGCGGGACACCGCCAGAGAGAAACGUGAAACCAACCCGGAAGUCAUCAUCUUUUGAAAGAGAAGGAUGGUGGAGAGUAGCAUUAACAAAUACUCCUAUACCUGGCACUUACCACUUGAAAACUUUCAUUGAAGAAUCUCUAUCAAAUCCAGUAAUAGCAACCUACAAUUUUAAAAAUGAAGGAAGAAGAAAACCACCUCUUGUGCACAGAAACAAUCCUGUAAUAAAUGAUAUUCCCCAGUACAUGCCUCCCGGCUCCGUGGAAUUGUUACAGAAGCAAGCAGCCACUUACUCGUUUAAAGACAAACCACGGGAAAGCCCCAGCACACUGGUUUACAAAGAUCAGACAAUUCAGCUUUCACCAGGACAAUACGAUAUUCUUCCUCCACCAGUUCCCAAGUAUGCUUCCAGGGGCUUCGUAUUUCGUUCCGCAGUUGCAAGAUUCCCAACAGGCUACUUCAUUCCUCAUGAAGGCCCAGGCCCAGGUCAUUAUGACUUGAAAAUACCCCCUACAAGUUCUGUUACUUCUUGUUUUCAGUCCAGAGUCCCUCGAUUCUUACCCUCCUGUUCAAAAACCCCAGGCCCAGGAGCAUAUACAUCUUCAGCACAAUUCCCGAAGCAGUCUCCAACUGUAGCCAGAAUGGGCCGAGAACACAGCCUUUUCUUCAACAACACAAUUGGCUUUUAA